UCAGGCUCACAAGUCCUCAGCCCGCUGCUGCCUCAUGUCAUGUCCCUGCUGUGGAUCUAGAAAGCCUCAGAGUUCCUCUUUAGGAUUUCAUAGGAUCAGGACAGGUGUUGUUGUCCUCUUCUUGGACUAAUACAGCAACUCAACAGACAGAUGCCAGGGUAGGAGGGGGGGAUGCCCUACCAGUACCCAUCACAAGAUGUCUGUGACACAGAGCCCUUUUGCAAUUAUUAGUACCAAUGUCACCGCUGAAGAUGUGGACAAACGAAACCCUUACGUGGUACAGUGGAACAUUGCUCUUCUCGCAAUUGUUUUUUGUUUUGCCACCUUUGGAAACUGUCUGGUUCUCUUCACCCUUCUGAGAAGACGGAAGCACAAUGCCCUCAUGCACACCUUUAUGAUUCACCUAUGCUUGGCGGACUUAGUGGUGGCUUUCUUCCAGGUUUUACCUCAACUUAUCUGGGACAUUACUGACCGCUUUCAAGGUCCAGAUUUCCUUUGCAGGUCUGUCAGGUACCUGCAAGUGGUGGGAAUGUUUGCAUCUUCUUAUAUGAUUGUGGCCAUGACUUUUGAUAGGCAUCAAGCAAUCUGUCGACCUAUGAUGACUUUUAAAAAGGGCUCUGCCCGGUGGAACAUCCCUGUCUGUUUGGCAUGGGCUGCCUCCGGCAUCCUCAGUCUUCCACAGAUUUUUAUAUUCUCAAAAACAGAGGUUCACCCAGGUGUCUAUGACUGUUGGGCAAAUUUUGUGCAGCCAUGGGGCAUUAAAGCUUAUGUGACGUGGAUAACACUGGCAGUCCUUAUCCUUCCCGCCAUUUUUAUUACCACGUGCCAAGUACUGAUUUUCCGAGAAAUCCAUAAUAGCUUAUAUUUAGGAACGGAAAGAUCACCUGGGUCAAGAAGAAAAGAAAAACUGGAGGGUGGAAUAAAUGGAGUGUCACCAGUUUCAGACACAGGGGUGACCAAAGCCAUGUCCAAGACUGUGCGGAUGACUCUUGCUAUAGUGCUAAUCUACGUGAUAUGCUGGACACCAUUUUUUAUUGCGCAGUUCUGGAAUGUCUGGAACGAGAAGUCAGGAACAAGCCACUCUGCCAUCCAGAUCCUGAUGAUACUGGCAAGCUUGAACAGCUGUACAAACCCUUGGAUCUACACCAUCUUUAGCAGCAGCGUCUCGAAGGAUGUACAUGCCAUCUUGUGUUGUGGCUGCAAGAAGAGACGACGAAAGAACUCUCUGCCUGAAGACUCCUAUUUCACCGGGUCCACCACCGUACCGAAGGAGUCGAUGUACUAAACAUGGCUUGGCAAUCAUGUGUAUGCCUUACCUGAACAGUCAAGCUGAUAGGACAGACAUGGAGGACGAUGGUAGUUGAUGAAGACUUUUUGAAGGCCUCUUCAGAACUUCAUGUUCCUGUGAAAUAGUCUUAAUGCACUGCACCUUAUAUGUCCGUAGAGCCGUUGUUUUCGAAGAUGGGUGAGGUUCUCCGAAUACCUGAUCUGCAUAUCUUCAAGUUCUAUUGUUAUUACAUGGAUGUCAUGUGUAAAAAAUAUAUAUACAUAUAAUAUAUUGUAAAUACCAUGAUAAUGGACCUAAGAUCUCACUCUACUGGUGAAGGAAAUGCAACUUUUUUGAAGAACAAUAGGAACUGUUUGGGAGUCUAGGAUGUAGGAGCGUCCUACAAGAAUCACUAUGAACUUCUGUCACCACAUUGUAAAAAAACACAGACUUUGGGUAUGCACAUCUGGACUGAAGUAGAUGACAGUAUCAUUGAUGUCUGUGCAUUUGGGGCUGGGUGACGGCUUUCUGUGAUGCUGUGAAAAUUAAGUGGAUUUGGUGAGAGAGAAUGUCAUAUUUUUUAUCAUGAUUGGUCUACACAAUGUAAUCUGCCAAAUAUGGUAAAUAUGUGCCGUAUACAGUCAGUGCUUAACGUGUACAGAAUAAAUUAAUUUUAAAGAAUUG
This is a messenger RNA of Bufo bufo (common toad), 1951 nucleotides long. RefSeq names its product arginine vasopressin receptor 2 (gene AVPR2). NCBI's taxonomy places the organism in Eukaryota, Metazoa, Chordata, Amphibia, Anura, Bufonidae. The coding region runs from base 197 to 1285 and encodes 362 amino acids. Gene Ontology annotation, biological process: G protein-coupled receptor signaling pathway; positive regulation of vasoconstriction; regulation of systemic arterial blood pressure by vasopressin. Gene Ontology annotation, cellular component: membrane. The transcript has 3 exons. The record is from RefSeq and is a predicted model, not a curated record. Gene Ontology annotation, molecular function: vasopressin receptor activity; peptide binding.